GAGUCACGUGAUUUCAUCCAAAGAUGGCGGACGUAGAUCCAAAUGAUGAGAGUGAUGCAGCUGCCAGAGCCCGCCGCAAGCAUGGCAUGCUCAAGAUGUACUAUGGGAUACAAGAAGGCAAGGAUGGGUCCACAUCUGUUGAUCCGUAUGACAUCAAUGGGGCACAUUUCAAGGCGGAGCAGUUCCUCACCAAGCUUCUGCAAGAGAAAAGCCUGACAGAACUCAUGGACAAAGAGUCUGAGAUGGUCAAACAUAUCCGCUCUCUUGAUAGUGAUAUGCAGACACUUGUCUAUGAGAACUACAACAAAUUUAUCAGUGCCACUGAUACUAUCAGGAAGAUGAAAAAUGAUUUCAAGAAGAUGGAAGAUGAAAUGGAUUGCCUAGCAACCAACAUGGAAGCCAUCACAGAGUUCAGCGGCCGAAUAAGCAACACCCUGCAGGACAGAAGGCAGCAGAUAACAAAACUCGCCGGGGUCCAUGCUCUGCUGAAAAAGCUCCAGUUCCUCUUUGAGUUGCCGGCGAGGUUGAAGAAAUGUAUUGAGAUGCAAUCCUACAGCCAAGCUGUCAGAUAUUACACCAAAGCUCAGAAGGUUUUGCAUCAGUAUCAACACAUGCCCUCGUUCUGCAGCAUACAGCAGGAUUGCAAUUCCAUAGUUGAAGAUCUGCGCGGAAAAUUGAAGGAGCAGUUCAGAGAUAAAGAGUCUAGUCCAAAACAACUCGCAGAAUGUGUUGACUUGUUACUGCAACUCAAUGAACCCGCAGAAGAGCUCUGCGCCGAGUUCUUAGCACAUGCUCGCCAGCGGAUAGAUGAAGACCUUGAUGCGUUGGAGAGGCAAUUGAAACUUCAGUCGGGUGAAGAAUUGGAGCCAAAGCCAGAUGAACCCAAGAGACCUGCGGAUGCCUAUCUCAAUGUGCCAGUGGCUACUAGUUCAAGCUACUGCCAAAUGGACAUCUUGGAGUUUGUUGAUGUUGGUUGUAAUGGGUUCUUGAGCAAUGUGUGCUUAGUGAUAGCAGCCUACAAUGAUCUUUUCCUCAACAAAAACCUGGAAGAGGCUAAUCUAGAUGCAAUGGCUGAAAGGAAACUAGUUAUGUUUAUCAAUUCGCUGAUGAAACAGUAUUUUGGUUUUGUGGAAAAAAGGGUGCUAUUGGAGAAAGAAACUGGUGACAAUACUAUACUCGUUCGUGCUCUCGACCGAUUUCAUCGCCGACUCCAGGCCAUGAGCAAGCUGCUUCCUGAUACAGACUUUUCACGUGCUGGAAUGGACAUCGUAGCUCGGGCUGCCAAGGACAGGUGUGGUCAUUAUCUCCAAUCUCUCAAACAACACUUCGCAGACUGUCUCACUGACAUCCGGCAGAGCUUGGCAGCUCCUCGACUUGUGAAGCAGGAUGGUGGGAGUAACCUAACAGACCUCCUCAGCUCAACAACGGGAGCAAUCUUGGACCAGAUCAAAUCAGUCUUGGCCAAUCUACAAGCUUUCAUAGCCUCUGAUAUCACCUUUGCCAUGAAGUCGUAUUUCCGGGGAAAUUUUUGUAACCUGGAUGUGCGAGAAGGGCUGGUUGUGGCCUACCUCAGGCAUAUCAACACUGUGUGUAACGAAUUCUGUGAGACGACCGGGGAAAAGACUUCAGCAACUCCGGCCCUCCUUCUCAUUCUCUCAAGAAUUACUCUUGACUUCGACAACGCGACAAUCUCAUAUUUGUUGACAUUAACAGAUGAGCAGUUCAUGCUGGAGGGCUCCAACGAGACGACAUCCGUCUCCCAGCUCUGUCAGGAGUCCAAGGAGACGGCUCAGAAGCUACUCAACCAUUACGUCAGGGUGCAGGGUCUCAUUAUAUCGCAGAUGCUGAGAAAAAGUGUUGAGACGAGAGAUUGGCAGAAUACCAUCGAACCGAGGAAUGUCCGUGCGGUCAUGAAGAGAGUGGUCGAAGACAUCACAGCUAUUGACAGUCAGGUUGGCCAGCUGUACGAGGAGGGGGUUAGGAAGGAGAGGAGCAGCGAUUCAAGCCGCCGGGCGUACAGUUACAGUUCGACUAGGAAUAAUAUGCAGAGGAGCAAUUGGAGCUACACACCUAGUACAAUAGAUAACAAUCUUAUGUCAAACAUACAAAAGCUGUUCUCAGAGAGGAUUGAAAUCUUCAGCGCCGUGGAAUUCUCAAAGGUUUCCGUUCUCACUGGCAUCAUCAAGAUUAGUUUAAAGACAUUCCUAGAGUGCGUACGAUUACGGACAUUUGGGCGAUAUGGUUUACAACAGAUUCAAGUUGACACGCAUUACUUACAACUUUAUUUAUGGAGAUUUGUCUCAGAUGAAAACUUGGUGCAUUUCCUACUGGAUGAAAUAGUUGGUAGUACUGUUCAUCGGUGUAUGGACCCAACCACAAUGGAACAGAGUGUAAUCGAUCUCAUCUGUGAAAGGGGAUGAAGCGACUUUGAGAUGAACUGAAUGAUUCAGAGUCAUGUGCCCAGACUUGAACUGGUACUACAGUAUCACCUCAUUGGAGACUCGGGCCUAUGGCUGUAUGUAGCCAAGAGAAGUUUAUUCUGUAAACUGUGUCAUACAAUGUAUUUGCAAAGCUAAAGUUUGCGAAUUAACUCAGUUGACAAAAUUUUUGCAAUGGUGCCCUGAGCUUGGCCAAGAUAUAUUACCAGGGUUUAGUGCAGGUGGUGCAUGCAUAUGUCUCUGUCUGCAUAUCAGGUACUACGUCUCUCAUUUAUUGGUAAUUAACUAUGAUGGUAUUUUUCAUGAUGUAAGGUAAUUACAGCAGCUGCUGGGCCAAUUAGUCAUUGCGGAUGAGGUGGCAAUAUUUUUAAUGGAAAUUUCAUAUCUGGGAGUGCCUAAUGUUAAGUACUUCUCUGAAUUAGAACUGCUCUAAAAAAAGACAGCUCACAUGUUCGUGCUAGUAAAUUCACUGACUAUCAAAAUGAAUAGAACUUUUAUUUCUGCUGUUCUGUGUUACCCUGAAUCAGACAAAUGGCAAUCUUUUGAAGAAUCGUUACAUUACUUAAAAUUGCCAGCUAUUUCAGAUUAGGCCUGGUCUCCCAUUUUCAUUGAAGUGAUAGAAGGCAUAUCACUGUUCUCUCUCGAUGUAAGGAACCUUUCUCACAAAUCUCGGCCCUACGUAGGCCUAAUCAUUAUCACAAUCAUGUAGGCUGGCUAUCUUCUUGUGAUUUUCCUGUUAGUUUUUUAACCAGUGUAAGAGGACAAGUUAUCAGAUACACAUACUUUGUUGACAAGUGCCCUGCUUGCAAGACUACAAGUUAUUCCCUGAUGACAGUAUUGUGGAUUCAACUGUCCUUAAUCUAAUGUAUCAUUGUACAUUCCCAUGGCAUUCCUAAAUGGCUCUAUUCGAUGUGCUUAAUAUUGUAAAUACUAUAAUUAAUAUAUUACACAUUACAAUAAAUGUUGUAAA
Molecule: messenger RNA, 3408 nt
Organism: Lineus longissimus
Lineage: Eukaryota; Metazoa; Nemertea; Pilidiophora; Heteronemertea; Lineidae
Product: vacuolar protein sorting-associated protein 51 homolog
Exons: 18
Coding region: 24-2420 (798 amino acids)
Biological process (GO): Golgi organization; retrograde transport, endosome to Golgi; endocytic recycling
Cellular component (GO): membrane; EARP complex; GARP complex
Source: RefSeq, a predicted model, not a curated record